This is a messenger RNA of Ilyonectria robusta, 1014 nucleotides long. Its product is annotated as chitin synthase chaperone-like protein Chs7. Gene Ontology annotation, cellular component: endoplasmic reticulum membrane. Lineage: Eukaryota; Fungi; Ascomycota; Sordariomycetes; Hypocreales; Nectriaceae. Bases 1 to 1014 code for a protein of 337 amino acids. The transcript is spliced from 2 exons. Gene Ontology annotation, biological process: protein folding. The record is from RefSeq and is a predicted model, not a curated record.
AUGUCUGGCUUCGGCGACUUCACCUCCAUCUGCGAAACGGCGCCCCUGCCGCUAUGCGCUUCCAUCGGCCCGGUGCUCAGCUCUAACGGCCGCGUUGGCAUCGAGCCCGACUGCUACGCCAGGAACAUCGAGCUCGCAAACACAAUCAUCUUCGAGGGUGCCGCCUCGGCCAUGCACAUCGUGGCCCUCGUCAUGACCGUCGUCAUGAUCCUGCACGUCCGCUCCAAGUUCACCGCCGUCGGCCGCAAGGAAAUCCUCAGCUUCUUCUACCUCUACAUGCUCCUCACCUGCGUGUCGCUCAUCGUCGACGCCGGUGUCGCGCCCCCCGGCAGUGAUCCCUAUCCGUACUUUGUCAGCAUCCAAAACGGCCUCAGCAGUUCCGUCAUCACAUGUCUCCUCAUCAACGGCUUUGUGGGUUUCCAGCUCUACGAGGAUGGUACGCCAUUGUCCGUCUGGAUGAUGCGCAUCAGCUCGCUUGUCGCCUUCGCCAUCAGCUUCCUCGUCUCGCUCGCCACCUUCAAAGGCUGGGCCGGCCUCGGUCCCACCAACACCGUCGGCCUCUUUGUCGUCCUAUACCUGCUGAACGCGAUCCAGCUGUUCGUGUAUGUUGCCAUGCAGAUUCUGCUGGUGACGAGGACUUUGCACGACCGCUGGCCCCUCGGUGAUAUUGCCUUUGGCAUCUUCUUCUUCGUCGCUGGCCAGGUUCUCCUGUAUGCCUUCAGCAGCAAGAUUUGUGUGGCCAUCAGCCACUACCUCGAUGGUUUGUUCCUGGCCACUGUGUGCAAUCUUCUUAGCGUGAUGAUGGUUUACAAGUACUGGGAUUCCAUCACCAAGGAAGACCUCGAGUUCUCCGUGGGCACACGGAUGAACAACUGGGAGGUCAAGGAAUUGCUCCCCGAGGACGAGCGAAGAGCCACCGUCUUCUCCGAGGAUCCUUACGGCCACUCCAGCGCCUACGACCUGCCCUACUCGCCUGGCAACACUGGCACGGCACGAUACUCGGCCAAGUACUAA